Molecule: messenger RNA, 1519 nt
Organism: Raphanus sativus (radish)
Lineage: Eukaryota; Viridiplantae; Streptophyta; Magnoliopsida; Brassicales; Brassicaceae
Product: 2,3-bisphosphoglycerate-dependent phosphoglycerate mutase 2
Exons: 7
Coding region: 381-1364 (327 amino acids)
Biological process (GO): glycolytic process
Molecular function (GO): intramolecular phosphotransferase activity
Source: RefSeq, a predicted model, not a curated record
UAGUUUGGUCGCCGUCAGAAAACUUCCGAUACGUAAAAAGAACGAGAAGAAGAAGAAGAAAGCGAAAAAAAGAAAAAACAGAGUCAAAUAAACCCUAAUAAUAAUUUUAAAAGCAACCCUUUUCUUUUCCUGGCCAAAUCCAUCGCUAGAAACACACACAACACCUUCAACAACAACCCAAACGUCGUGUUCCCAUUAACGUCUCUCUUUCUCCCAUUAAAGGUCUUAAACAAACUAGAGAUUUUUUCAUCUCUGUCACGAAUCCUUACAUAAAGAUUCAAUUUUUCGGUCUAUAACGUGUAGUGAUUUCAUCUUCUGUUCUGUUUUGCUUCUCCUCUCCUCUCCAUCCUCGGUUUCAUCGUCACAGCCUUUUAACAGAAAUGGCUACUGUUGCGUCUCACCAAGCAAUUACUACUUCUCACAGACCUUACAACUUCAAAGCUUCUCACUUUCCAAAGGAGCCUCUCAACAAUGUUCCCAUCAAACUCAGACAAAAACAAUUCAAGAUCCAAGCAUCUUCUCAAGCUCCACUUCUUGACCCUGUCUUGUCUCCUUCCAAGACCACCCCUCAAUCAUCAUACAAGAAAAAAUCAAGUAACGAAGCAUCUCUGAUACUGAUUAGACAUGGGGAGUCUUUAUGGAACGAGAAGAAUCUCUUCACGGGCUGUGUUGAUGUUCCGUUGACCGAGAAAGGUGUGGCUGAAGCUAUCCAAGCAGGGAAGAGGAUCAGCAACAUACCUGUUGAUUUGAUCUUCACUUCUUCUCUUAUCCGUGCUCAGAUGACUGCUAUGCUUGCCAUGACUCAGCAUCGCUGCAAGAAGGUUCCUAUCAUCUUACACGAUGAGAGUGAAAAGGCGCAGACUUGGAGUCAUGUCUUCAGCGAAGAAACUAGAAAACAGUCUAUUCCAGUUAUAGCUGCUUGGCAACUGAAUGAGAGAAUGUAUGGAGAGCUUCAGGGUUUAAACAAGGAAGAAACAGCCGAAAGAUAUGGAACACAGCAAGUUCAUGAAUGGCGUAGGAGCUACCACAUCCCUCCUCCUAAAGGAGAGAGCUUAGAGAUGUGUGCUGAGAGAGCAGUUGCUUAUUUUGAAGACAAUAUUCAACCAGAGCUUGCGUUUGGAAACAAUGUGUUGAUUGCUGCUCAUGGGAACUCGUUGAGGUCUAUCAUUAUGUAUCUUGACAAAUUAACUUCUCAGGAGGUUACGAGUCUAGAGCUAUCUACGGGGUUACCGUUACUUUACAUCUUCAAAGAUAGAAAGUUCAUGAGACGAGGAAGCCCGGUUGGUCCUACAGAAGCUGGUGUCUAUGCUUAUACUAAGAGAUUGGCGCAAUACAGACAGAAGCUUGAUGAGACCCUUAACUAACAAUGCGAAGAUCUGUCUCUCUCCUUUGUUGUAUUGGUGUUUCAUUUUCUGAGUUCUUAUGUAAUGAGACAAGAAUCAUCAAGAAACAGUUUUAUAUUAUAUGUAUUAGAUACACAAAUCACGUUGUUUACGUGUUAUUACAAGUCCAGUACGAA